This is a messenger RNA of Patiria miniata (bat star), 4604 nucleotides long. RefSeq lists its product as uncharacterized. Gene Ontology annotation, molecular function: calcium ion binding; G protein-coupled receptor activity. The record is from RefSeq and is a predicted model, not a curated record. NCBI's taxonomy places the organism in Eukaryota, Metazoa, Echinodermata, Asteroidea, Valvatida, Asterinidae. The transcript is spliced from 18 exons. The coding region runs from base 1 to 3690 and encodes 1229 amino acids. Gene Ontology annotation, cellular component: membrane. Gene Ontology annotation, biological process: G protein-coupled receptor signaling pathway; cell surface receptor signaling pathway.
AUGACGACGUACGUUGGAUGUCGUCUGUACAGCUCCUGUGCUAUUUUUCUAGUGUGUUCUGUUGUUGGAAUGUGGAGCGUUGGCGGCGUUGGAGCAGCAGACUGCAGCCAGCUUCCCUGCCUGAACGGUGGCCAAUGUGGCUUCGAGACCGGUACCAACACCAGCCUGACAUGCCAGUGCCCCCCUAGCCACUGCGGUGACCGCUGUCAGUACCAAUCCGCCUGCAUGAACGGCGGUACUUGCCUUGUUCGCUCCGAAACGGAGCACGGUGUCACGCUGUCCUGCGAGUGCCCAGCCAACUACACCGGCCAACAGUGCGAGCACCUCCACGCCUGCACCUCCAACCCCUGCCCGCCGGACCGGCGCUGCGAGGUGGACGUCUUCAACAAUUACCGUUGCGAUUGCCCGUGGGUCGGCUACCACGGGGCCGACUGUGACAUAUUCGACGCGUGCUCUCAGUCGCCUUGCCUGAACAACGGCACAUGCGCCUUCGCUGGGAGCAAGAGUUAUCGAUGUGAUUGCAAUCCGGACGGGACAAUCACCGGUUACUACGGUAUCAACUGCGAGCUGCACGACCCUUGCCUGGCGUCCCCCUGCGAGAACGGCGGCACGUGUCAGCAAGACUUGCCAACACCGACCGGGGGGAGCACCGGCUUCAACUGCUCCUGCGAUGACCGGCACUACGGAGACCUCUGCCAAUACGAAGACGAGUGUCUUUGCUCCCCCUGCCUGCAUAACGGGCAGUGCUUGCCGCUGGACACCGGAGGCUUUGAGUGCGAUUGCGCUAACGGGUACUUUGGCACGACUUGCUUCCACUCAGUCUGUACUUUGCAUUUCUGCUGGCAUAACGGCACCUGUUUCCUCGACGACUCGGGCCUUCCGCAUUGCCGCUGCCCGGACGAGUACUACGGCAGCCAGUGUCAGCUGCUCAACCCCUGCCUGCAGGACAACCCGUGCCAGAACGGAGGCAACUGCACCAAGGUCCAGGGGGUCCGCUUCGACUGCGAGUGCCCGGUGGGCUGGACCGGCUUCUUGUGUUUUUUCUCAGACCCAUGCGUUGGCAACUCCUGUCAGGCGAACCAGACCUGCGAGCCAGACCCUUUGUACUUGUCCUACACCUGCACCUGCAAGUCGGACGGGUACAAGGGAUCUACGUGUACCGACUACGAUUCCUGCACCGACCAGCCAUGUCAGAAUGGAGGUCGGUGCGAGUACUUGAGCCACAUGAGUUACUACUGCGAUUGCAAACCGGACGGCUUCCCGACUGGUUACUACGGCAAGAACUGCGGGGAGCGGCGCCCGUGUCCGGAAGAGGUACCGGCCGCCUGCUCCAACCACGGCGUGUGCGAGUACAAGGACGCCGAGCCCGGAUACGAAUGCGUACAGUGCGACGGCGGCUUCUACGGCAAGUCUUGUGAGCGCUACGACGGCUGUCACGACACGCCGUGCCAGAACGGCCAGCCGUGUGUGCCAAACUACAUCUUCCAGACAUACCGCUGUGAUUGCUCUGAACAGUACCUGGGAAUACACUGCGAGAUACCAGUUACUUGCCACGACCAGUCUGAGAGCAUCACGGUCGAUACCAAAGGUGUUUACUUCUGGCAGGAGACUCUGAUCAGGAAGACCGCGUCGCUUCCCUGCAAUGUCGGCCUAGGUACGGCCACCAGGAGGUGCGAGGCCCUGGUGACUAGCGGACUAGUGCUUGCCACAUUCUGGGUGUCCCCGGACACUUCUGCUUGUCAAACAAUGAACUUUACCAAGGAAGUAGCGCAGAACCUGACCUAUUACCUCAUCCACACGACCAGCAACGCAGAAGAGAUGCAAGAGGAGGAGGUGACGUCAUCAACGGAGCUUUUAGUUGCCAUUAUCAUCUAUGCAUACUACGACUACAAGCUGGCCAAUGAUAUCAUGCUUUGCAUCAGCAAUCUCCUUGACGUAAAUGAAACCGUCCUCAGAGACAGCUCCGUCGAGUCCGAGACAAACACAAAGCUUCUGUCCGUCAUUGACUCUUACGCUGAGAACACGGUGCUGGGUACCAACACAACAGCGGCGGAACUGGUCACCGACAACGUCGAGAUUAUGGUGCAAGACGUCGCCAUGGAGCAAGCCAUGGAAACUGGUUCCUACUUCCGGUCUUCCCUACCAGACUCGAAAGGCGUUUCUGUCAAGAUUCCUGCAGAGGCCUUUACCGAGACGGAAUUGAGCGCAGCCUUGGGUGAUCUAGACUCCGUUCGGGUCAACUUUGUGGUUAUGGCCAACACCAAGCUGUUCAUACCGGACGGCGAGCAGAGUGAAGUCGGUGAUGGGUACGCAGUGUCGGCUCGCAUCCACGGCAGGGCCGUCAAGGGGCUGGCUAAGCCGGUUACCAUCGACCUGCCCAUCGAAGAUUCUGAAGUCGGCAAAACUCCGAGGUGCGUCUUUUGGAACGAAGAAGAAGGCCGAUGGGAUACCACUGGACUGGAGUUGAUCUCGACAGCCAACAACUCGGCAGUCUGCGAAUCCGAUCAUUUGACGUACUUCGCCGUCAUCAUGGAUCCUGGGCUGUCAGAUGCCAUCCCCGCAUGUCACGUGAGGAUCCUGAGCAUCAUUUCCAAAGUGGGAGUCAGCGUGACGUUAUGUGGGCUGCUGUUGACUUUCGUCACCUAUCUGCUGUUCAAACAGCUACGAGGAACCCGGUCCGGCAAAAUUCUGAUCCAUCUCUCCGCUUCCUUGUUUGGUCUCAACCUCGUCUUCCUCAUAGACAGCGUUCCCUCGCUGACGUCAUCAUCGGAGAUCGUCUGCCUGACCUGCGCCAUCUUGCUGCACUACUUUGUGCUGACUUCAUUCGCGUGGAUGGGCAUGGAGGCGGUGAACAUGUACCGGGCCCUGGUGCAAGUAUUCGUCCGCGGGAGCACCGGCUGCUUCAUGACCAAAUGCAUGCUCGUCUCUUGGGGUAUGCCUGUUGCUGUUGUGGCGGCGGCAGCGGCCAUGGGCCCGAGUACUAACUACGGACGAGAGGGAGACAUAUGUCUGGUGCUGAAGAAGAACCCUUACGUCUACUACAUCUCAUAUCUCGGUCCCUGCUGCAUCAUAUUGGCAAUCAACAUCAUCGUGUUCGUCAUGGUGCUGCACGCGGUGUGCUCCUGCCGAAGUAAGAAACUGCACAGCGCUGCGGCAAGCAUGCCGAGACACGGCGUACGGAAGACACAGAUUGGCUGCGCCCUAUCCGUGACCUUCCUCCUAGGCCUGACCUGGGUCUUCGGCCUGUUUGCCUUCGGAGAGGCCACCCUGGCAUUCCAGUACAUAUUUACAAUACUCAACACCAUGCAAGGGUUUUUCAUUUUCCUGUUCCGGUGCGCUCUCUACCCGGAGGCCGUCCGCUGUUGGCGUGUCCUCCUCACCCAGGGCACCCUGAACCCUCGCCAGACACCGGGCAACACGGCCGUCAAGAACAACAUGCAGCACAGCCAGAAGACCUACAGCACCAAACCGCAGCAGCCCAGCAACAAGCCCCUGGUGGCGGUGGUGAACGCCGGCUACGUGCCGGACGAGAAGCUCACCGGGGAAAAUCUGCUCCGAGUCCCCAUCAUGGCGGGCCGGAAUCACCGCCACUCUGUGGACUCGUACGAGAAGGAGAUCAACGCGUGGGAGCAAGUCAUGAAGCUGAGGAACGUGACGCUUAGUAAUAUCAAGCCCAGAAAUGACAUCUGAUUCUGAUACGUUUGUAAAGAUCAAGAUGGGAAUAACCAUUACAGGAAGACUAAAAAGAUGCGAUGGGAAUCUGGAAAAGAAGAGGGAGAUACACUGACAAAAUGAAAUAAGGAUAUCUUGGGUAAUUAGCAUAGACCUCUAAGACCAAAUAAAUCAAGUAGAGUUAGAGUAAAAUGGCAAGAACAAACAUAUUCAGCGCAAAUUGUUCAAGUCAGGAAAGCCAUCCAAUCUGAUUGAGAUGUCAGUAUGUUAAGGGAGAUUACUUAUAUAUAGCAUUACUCAAAUUAUAGAAGAGCCAACUUAGUUAAACAGUAACAUACUGUUUGGAGUUUGAAGGGAAAAAAAAAGAGAAGUAUACGGAAUGCGAGUGGAGAGGGAAAGGUUGGUGGUGAUGUGAACAUCAGAGGGACAAUGAAGAGGAAGAGAAUAGUGGAGGUGAGCGAUGGCAGUAUAAGGAGAAGCUUGUUGGUUGUGAUCGGGGAGGCCCGCACUCUGGUUUAGAAAUCAGUCUAGUUGAAUACUGUCUUUUUAAAAAUGAGCUCAUAGUGCUUUAUUUUUCUGUACUUAUUCAUUCCCUGAAAUAAUAGGGAAAAUGAAGAUGUUUUGUUCGCUUCUGUUUCCAGGAUACUGUUGUCUGUAAUCUCUACCGCUGGAAUGUCCUGAACUCCAGGAAGUAGGCCUACCUUCAUAGGUCCGAGGCACGUUUGGUUUGACUCGGCAGCUAUUAAGUCACCUGUCUCAAAAAGGGCGCUGGGAUUGUGUGUGAGGCGCGCAAAGCAUUGUGGGCAGCUUACUGCCUCAUCCAAUACACGUACAUUCUGUGCGCACGUGUCAUGCGCAGGCGGAAGGUUUGGCCCUUGUUAUUGUUCAAACAACAAUUGUCCCCGCGGGGGUUAAAAACGUCAUAUCCCACU